Colletotrichum destructivum is the source of this 844-nucleotide messenger RNA. RefSeq names its product Putative small ribosomal subunit protein bS18. The record is from RefSeq and is a predicted model, not a curated record. Lineage: Eukaryota; Fungi; Ascomycota; Sordariomycetes; Glomerellales; Glomerellaceae. Gene Ontology annotation, molecular function: small ribosomal subunit rRNA binding; structural constituent of ribosome. The coding region runs from base 71 to 691 and encodes 206 amino acids. Gene Ontology annotation, cellular component: ribosome; mitochondrial small ribosomal subunit. The transcript has 3 exons. Gene Ontology annotation, biological process: mitochondrial translation.
AGCUUCAACACUUCGCGACAGACCACGCCGCCGACCUGGAGACCCGACCAAAAUCUCACAAAAACCAGCCAUGCCUCCCAGAUUACCAUUUCUCUCAGCCUUGAAGGCCCCGAGUGCCCUUUCCCCCCGGAUCGCACGGCCCUUCUCAUCAACUCCCGCCGUUGCCAAGCCAUCUGACCCGAUAUCAAACCUUUUGAACCUCGACGAGAAGCCCAAGGUUCACUCGACCGACCGCAUCCGUGGCCUCAUCAAAACAGGCAAGGCGCGCAUCGAUGGGGUGGCGGCCGCCCGCAAGCUCACCAUGCUCGAGUCCCUCCGCGAGAAGAAGGUCAGCGACGACUACGUCAAGCAGAUGCCGCGCCGCUGGAACGCCGGUGAAAUCUACGCGCCGCACGACCUGAGUCCUGUCGAGAUGGAGAAGUGGCGCAAGUCGAAGCGACCCAAUGUCGAUGUCGUCGACCUCCUGGGCCUGAACCCCCUGGACCACUACAGGAACUUCUCUAUUAUAUCCGAGUACAUGACCCCAUUUGGACAGAUUGAGCAUUCCAAGUUCACGGGACUGCGGCCCGUGAACCAGAGGAGGAUGGCGAAGGCCAUCAGGAGGGCGAUUGGCAUGGGUAUCCACCCCAGUGUGCACCAUCACCCCGAGCUGCUGAAGAAGAGAUUCCGUCUCAAUGCGUCGUGGAAAUAGAUCCGGAUAGGGCUGUGAGGGAGGCUUGCAUAACCUUUUGGAGCAUGUCUACGGGCAUGGGGAUGGUCUCCCGUGUAUGAAUUGUACAACAUCUUGGCGUCUAUUAUAAAUGUACAGAUACAAGAGGCUUCUCUAGCAUUUUCUUUUUGUACA